ACACUCGACCGCAUGAAUACGUUCGGCGACGAGAUCUUCGGCGACCCGCAGGUCCUGAAGUCCUACUAUUACGCCAUCUCUGACCUGUCGGUCGGCGGAAUCUGCAAAUGCAACGGACACGCCAACGAGUGUUUCAGUCCACCCGGACAACGGGCCACAGGGCAACGGCGCCUCAUAUGCCGGUGCGAGCACAACACGGGAGGGCCCGACUGUAACAAGUGUCUGCCCUUCUAUAACGACCAGCCCUGGAGGCGGGCGACCGCCAAAAACGCGUACGAAUGCAAACCGUGUAGUUGCAACGGACGAUCCAAUCGGUGCUACUUUGACCGCGACCUAUGGCUUAAGACAGGACAUGGAGGUCACUGUCAGGACUGCGCCGACUUCACGUCCGGCCCUAACUGCGAGCGCUGUCGGGAUAACUACUAUACGGCGCCCGACAAUAGGUGUAUGCCCUGUAAUUGCGACCCAAUCGGCUCCAUAAGCCUGCAGUGUGUGGGCACCGGGCAGUGCAUAUGUAAGCCAGGAGUGGAGGGCCAACGGUGCGAUCGAUGCGCAGCUAAUUACUACGAUUUCACGCUAACGGGCUGUCGGUCAUGCGGCUGUAACGUGGCCGGCAGUCACAACAACACGGCCUCCUGCGAGCAGAGCACCGGGACGUGUCGGUGCAAACAGAACGUGGAGGGCCAGCACUGCGACCGCUGCAAGUCCGGCCACUUUGACCUCCGGCUGGACAACGAGUUCGGGUGUCUGCCGUGCUUUUGCUACGGACACUCUGUCACGUGCGAGACGGCACCGGGAUUCUCGAUGCACACCAUCGAGUCCACGUUCAACCGGGACAGCGAACGCUGGGCGGCCAGAGAUCGCACCGGGCGGGAGGUGCCGCACGAGUACGACUCGGCCCAGAAGCACGUGUCGGUCGCGGCCCACACGCGCGAACCCGUCUAUUUCGUGGCGCCCGACAAGUAUUUGGGUGACCAGAGGGCCUCCUAUAACCAGUUCCUGUCGUUCACGUUACGGAUCGGACAGGAGGGCCCCAGGGCUACCGUGGAGGACAUCGUGCUGGAGGGCACCGGCCUGUUGGUGUCGCAGCCCAUCUUCGGUCAGGGCAACCCACUGCCCUCCACGCGCGCCCAGCCCUACAAGUUCCGGCUGCACGAGGACGUGCGCUACGGCUGGGCACCCCGCCUGUCCACCAAGGACUUCAUUAGCGUACUGUCCAAUCUGACGGCCGUUAAGGUACGGGUGACGUACUCGCCGGCGGGCUCCGGCUUUAUGGACGACGUGCGCCUGGAGUCGGCCCGACAGCUGCCGUACAACGAGAGGGCCACGUGGAUAGAGAUGUGUAGCUGUCCUGACGGCUAUGUGGGCCAGUACUGCGAGUCCUGUGCGCCCGGCUAUAGGCACGACCCGCCGGGCGGCGGUAGUUUCAGUCAGUGUGUGCCCUGUAAUUGCAACGGACAUGCAGAGUACUGCGACCCCGACACAGGUCGGUGUAUAUGCGAACAUAACACGGCUGGGGAUAACUGCGAGGUGUGCGCGUCCGGCUAUUUCGGUAAAGCGCUGGAGGGCACCGACAAGGACUGUCAGCCCUGUCCCUGUCCACAACAGGGCGCUUGCGUUAUCUUACCGGACGAGUCGGUGGCCUGUCUUCAGUGCCCGGAGGGAUACGCAGGACACGAGUGCGACAUUUGCGUCGACGGCUACGCGGGUGACCCUAAGGGCCGCUUCGGUGGGUCGUCGGCCUGCUCUCAGUGUCAGUGCAACGGAAACAUCGACCCGAACGCCGUCGGCAACUGUAACACCACUUCCGGCGAGUGUUUGAAAUGCAUAUACAAUACGCACGGCUUUGAGUGCGAGAAGUGUUUGGCCGGCUAUUACGGCUCAGCCCUCGCGCACCCCAAAGGCAACUGCAAGCCGUGCAGUUGUCACCCGUUCGGCACCCACUCGGAGGUGCGCACGACGGCUACCGUUCCCUAUCGGGCCUCGUAUAGCCUUGCGUUCAGCGCUUUCCAAUCGCAACCGCCCCUACUCUGCAAUCAGGUCUGUAUAACAAUUGUCUACCAAUUCAAUCGCCUUUCGACCGAAACUAAUGCAGCAAAUUAUCUCAUUCGUGAACACCAGGCGAACGGUCAGUGCGACUGUCGGCCAAACGUGAUGGGCCGCCAGUGCUCUGUCUGUGUGGACGGCUAUUGGGACCUCUCGUCGGGCGAGGGCUGUAAGCCGUGCGACUGCGACCCCAUCGGCGCCUACAACCGGACGUGCGACGACCGCACCGGCCAGUGCUACUGCAAACCGGGCACAACCGGCAAACAGUGCGCCGAAUGCCUGCCCCUUCACUACGGCUUCUCGCCGAAGGGCUGCCCGGCGUGCGAGUGCGACCCCAUCGGCUCCACGGCCUCCCAGUGCGACGACAGGGGUCAGUGCCCGUGUCGACCGAACGUGGAGGGCCGCCGAUGCGAGCGGUGCCGCGAGAACAAGUACAACAAGGAGGCCGGGUGUCUGGACUGCCCGCCCUGCUAUACACUGGUCCAGGAGGCGGUCAACGACCACCGCACCAAACUCCAGGAGCUGACCCAACUGUUGGACGAGAUCGAGCGCAACCCGCAGGUCGUGGAGGACAUGAACUUCGAGCGCCAGCUCCAGGAGGUGGGCGGGAAGGUGUCGCGACUGUUGGAAGACGCGCGCCGGGCCCAGGGGUCGGACGGCUCGCUCAUCGCCCAAUUGGAGACACUGAAGGACCGGAUCCGUCGCGUGCAGGAGACGGCCGGCCGUAUAGCCGAGCAGUCGGAGCACAUCGGCUCGUCGGCCGCCUACGGCACCCAAAACAUCACUCUCGCGGAGCAGAUCAUCGAUAGGGCCAACGAAGCGCUGGCUCAGGCGCGCCGGUUCCUCGACUCGGAGGGCAUGUCGGCGCUCGAGAAGGCGCAGCAACGGUCGGAUCGGUUCGGCCAGCAAUCGGCGCGCAUGUCGGAGAUCGCCCGCGAGUCGCGCACUAUAGCCGACCGACACGAGGGGGAGGCGACAGACAUCGAGAACACGUCGCGCGAGGCGCUCAACACGUCGGACACGGCCUUCCGGUUGGCGAACGACGCGAUCGCCACGCAAGAGGCCAAUCGCGCGGAACUCAAGCGCAUCACCGAUCAGUUGGAGGACACGACAGACCUGUUGCUGAGGACGGAGAAGAUGUCGGAGGAAGCGAACAGAGGGGCGGCCAAAGCGCACGACGACGCGCUCGCCAUGUAUACGGACGUGAACGCCGUUGUGGUGCCGGCGCUGCCCAGCGAUCGCUACCGUAUGGACGCCAUCGAUAUCAUCGCUCAGGCGAAGAACCUGAUCCGCGACGUCGACGACCUGCUCGCCCGACACGCCAACACUCUGAACGGCACCCGAUAUCAGCUAAAGGACGCCAGGGAUCUGCUGGAGGAGGCGAUGCGCCAGCAAAAGGUCACCGACGAGCUGUUGGCCAAUACGGACGCGGCGUUGGAGAGGGCGAAGGCGGCCGUCGCCGGCGGCGAACGAGUGCUCGAAGACGCGAAACAGACGCUGAAGACGCUGAAGGAGUUCGACGCGACGGUACAGGAGAGCAGAGGCCGGGCGGACGACGCGCUGAAGAAAGUGCCGGAAAUCGAUCGCCUCAUCACCGACGCCGAGGCCAAGACGGGCGACGCCGAGCAGGCGCUGGAGGGAGCCCUCACGGACGCCAUCGAGGCCAGGGAUGUGGCCAAAGAGGCCCAGAGGAUAGCCGAGAAGGCCAGCGACGACGCGGACCGCAUCCGCGGAGAGGCCGGACACACGAAGACGAGGGCCGGAAAGUUGAAGGGCGUGGCCGAGGAGUUGGCCGCCGAAGUGGACGAGACGAGCGACCGUAUGAAGGGAUACGAGGAUCAGGCGAAGACCGACGGAUCGCUCGCCGAAGACGCGUUGGCCAAAGCAAAUCAGGCCAAGACGUCGGCCCAGGAGGCGGCGCGCAAAGUGGCCGACUCUGCGCGCACUGUCGACGGCAUUCUCAACGAGUUAGACGGCUUGGACGACAUCGACGCCUCCCUACUGGAAGAGCUGGAGCGCCGACUCGCCAAAGCGGAACAGGAGCUCAAAGACGCCGACCUCGACAACAAGAUGGCUGAGCUGAAGAACAUUAGGGACGACCAGAACCGGUGGAUGAGGGACUACGACGACGAGAUCGACAAACUCCGGCGCGACGUCGCCAACAUCGCCGACAUCCGCUCCUCACUACCCGACGGAUGCUUCCGGCGCCUCAAGUUAGAGCCCUAACCGCGCCCGGGAUGGCCUUCACGUCCGUCGAACCCCUCCCCC
Molecule: messenger RNA, 4314 nt
Organism: Oppiella nova
Lineage: Eukaryota; Metazoa; Arthropoda; Arachnida; Sarcoptiformes; Oppiidae
Source: the annotation of a GenBank genome assembly